AUGUCGGAUGGAAACGUGACGGUAGCCUCCAAUGUGCUUGGCACCAUUGGUACGGUGCUGUGGUGCAUCCAACUGAUUCCUCAGAUCUGGUAUAACUACCGCCGCAAAAAGACCGAUGGAUUCCCAGCGGCGAUGAUGCUGUUAUGGGCGAGUUGCUCCGUUCCGAUGGGAGCGUAUCUGAUCUUGCAGCAAGUCAAUAUUCCGCUGCAAAUACAACCGCAAAUCUUUGGAUUCUUUUCCCUGGUUGGCUGGGGCCAGAUUCUAUACUACAACCAUAACUAUAGCCGCGUAAAGGCAAUCUCGAUCUGCUCUGCCAUCGUCCUGUUAUUUGGUGGUCUUGAAGCCCUUCUCAUCCUGACCUUGCGGAUUCCCUAUAACAAGGGCGUGACCUGGCCGGAUCUAGUAGUAGGAGUAGUUGCGGCAACUCUCAUCAGUGCGGGUUUGAUCCCUCCCUAUUUUGAGCUGUGGAAGAGAGAUGGUCGCGUUAUCGGAUUCAAUUGGGUCUUUCUCGCCAUUGAUACGCUCGGUGGACUCUUUUCGCUAUUUGCACUGGCCGCACAGGGAUCAUUCGAUAUUCUUGGUGGUAUAAUGUAUAUUUUGGUCGUUGUCCUCGAGUCAGGCAUCUAUAUUAGCCAUAUUAUAUGGCGCAUUCGGUAUCGCAAACUCCGCAAAGAGGCCAAAGAAACCGGAAGGAGCAUAGACGAUCUCCUUGGCUUGCCGAGCAACGAUACACCGGAAACAACCGUUGUCCAGACUGGCGUUGCUGAUCAGAGUAGAGAUGUUGAGAAACAAGAAGCGGGAAGAGAGGUAGAACCCUAG
Molecule: messenger RNA, 819 nt
Organism: Penicillium daleae
Lineage: Eukaryota; Fungi; Ascomycota; Eurotiomycetes; Eurotiales; Aspergillaceae
Product: PQ-loop repeat-containing protein
Exons: 8
Coding region: 1-819 (272 amino acids)
Source: RefSeq, a predicted model, not a curated record